AUGUCCACCUCAACCCCAGACUCCCCCCUCUCCGACCUCUGCUCAAUCUGCCACCUCCAACCCCCCAAAUACCGCUGUCCGCGAUGCUCAACACGCACCUGCUCACUACCCUGCACACGGCGACACAAACUCUGGUCCCAAUGUUCAGGGAUCCGCGACCCAGCCGCCUACCUGCGCCGGUCCGAACUAGCAACAGAAUCCGCCUUCGAUCGGGACUUUAAUUUCAUUACGGGGAUUGAGCGCUCGAUUGAGCGCGCGGGACGGGAUGCGGAGAAUAGGGGGAUUGAUGUUGCUUCUUCGGGUGUGAGGGAUUUGGAGGCGGUUGGGUUGGAUGCGGGGGAUGUGGUGGAUGGGGGUGUGGAUGAUAGGAAGAAGGGUGGUGCUGGUGCUGGUGCUGGUGCUGGGGGGAAGAGGAAGAGGGGAGGGGAUACUGCUGGUGGUGGUGGGACGAGGGCUGAGAUGGAGUUUUUGAGACGUGCGGAGGAGAGAGGGGUUAGGGUUGUUAGGGCGCCGAAGGGGAUGAGUAGGAAUAAGGGGAAUGGGAGUCGGUGGUUGGGGAGGAAUCAGUGUUUGGUUUGGACAGUCGAGUGGAUCCUGAGUGAUGGGGAGAAGAGGAUGAGGAAUUGUUCGGAGUUGGCUCCUGUUGCGGAUUCUUUUGAUCGGGUGGUUCCCCUUCCUAAGGAGGAGGGGGGUGGUGAGGAGGGUCAGAAACAGACUGGGGAUGAGAAGCCAGAGGAGACGUCAGGGUCGAAGAUGGAGGAGCAACAGCAACAACCGCAGGAUGCUACAACUACAGUCCCCGAGCCGGCCUCGACUACAGAACCUACAGAGCCGACAGACACACCAACUGCUCAACCGGAAGCUUCAGAUCUGCCACUUACCCCCCACCGCGAUCUCUACUUCUACCUCCACCGGCCGCGGACAGCUACGAAACAGCCUGUUUUGGCCCCCCUGUCCCCGAAGACCACCAUUGCUGCCGCUCUGCGUGGUCACACAGUCUUGGAGUUCCCGACCAUCUACGUGCUGCCGUACUCACCUGAUACUAUACGAGCCCAGGAAGGUUCCAAGUACAUUCUAGAGGAAGAGUACCUUCGCACACAUCAGUCGCCGGAGGAGAGCAGCGAGGAUACGGGGGGUGCAGACGACACAUUGCCUCCGGGUGCCAUUGACCUUCAAGGCGUCGACGAAUCCAAGGUUCUGGAAGUCCUCCAGAAGGAUCUGUUCGAGCCUUCGGCAGCAGCGUAG
Molecule: messenger RNA, 1245 nt
Organism: Aspergillus tubingensis
Lineage: Eukaryota; Fungi; Ascomycota; Eurotiomycetes; Eurotiales; Aspergillaceae
Product: zinc finger HIT domain-containing protein
Exons: 3
Coding region: 1-1245 (414 amino acids)
Biological process (GO): box C/D snoRNP assembly; snoRNA localization; maturation of LSU-rRNA from tricistronic rRNA transcript (SSU-rRNA, 5.8S rRNA, LSU-rRNA)
Cellular component (GO): pre-snoRNP complex; nucleus
Source: RefSeq, a predicted model, not a curated record